AUGGUGUCAGAUUUCUUUAAAUUUCUUUGGAUGUUCAGUUUUCUCUCUCUAGGAAAUUUGCAAGAUCUUUCAGAAUGUGAAAUUCCAAAAUGCAAGAUUCAUAUUAGGACAAGGCCAUCGCCACCUGUCAUGGACCAACACACUGUUCCAAUGGAAACAAAGGUAACUGGUAUCAUUAUAGUUCGGGAUGACAAUUAUAACUACACUAGGUGCAUGGUGGAUACGGCUAGCUUUCUGGAUAAUUUUAGUUUCGAUGACAAUCCCGUCUACGCUGUUUUUGUACUUGCUUGUAAUAAAGAAGUGGAAGUGUAUUUCUCUGAGGAUAAUAGAUCUUACCUACCGAAUGUUAUGGCAUAUUUCCAAAUCACGUUAUGCCGAAUAACCCAGGAGCAGCUUCAGCCUUUCAGAAACAGAUUCAAAAUAUUUAUGUUAAAUCUAAUGGCAAACUACCCUCCACUUGAUUUCAGAUACUGCGACGGAACUCCUGUUAAUCUUAGCUACUGUGGAGUCUGGAAUACUCUUCAAGGAAUUUUCUGGGAGCCACAGCCUGCCACACUGACCGAUUCUGUAUCAGCAAUUCAAGAUUUGUUGUUUUGUAAUUUAACCUUUCCAGACAUCAAAGAAAUUCAACUCACAAAAGUUCCGAUGCAACAAUAUUUACCAUCAUUGUCGACUUUGUUUCCAAGACUGCAAGUUCUUAAUAUAAUUGACUCAGAUUUGACUGAGCCUCCUAAUUUUCCAUGGAGCGAUAUAUGGCUGACAUUAAGUAUCAACAUGUCGAGAAGGGAUCAAGCACAAAGCGACUAUGCUGGACAGUACAACAUUCAGUUGGCAAAUAACUAUCAUAUGAAAUCUAUGUCUCUGAGUAAAAACAAGAUUUCAAACCUCGGCAAUCAUAGCUUCAAAGGAUUUCUGCAUUUACUUGAUUUAUCAGAGAAUGGACUAGAAGAUAUCAAUGAAUUUACGUUUAGAAAUCUUCUUGGUUUCCAACAUCUUGAUCUAAGUGAAAAUAAAUUAAAAAUUAUUCCAAAGGAUACUUUUCAAGGUCUUACAGAGUUACGCCAUCUGGAUGUGAAAGAUAAUUUGAUUACAUAUCUCUCAAAUGAUCUCUUUUCUGAUAACACAAAGAUGGUGUACGUCGACUUUUCAAAAAACAAUAUAAAUACGAUUGAAAUUAAUACAUUUUCACACUUACAUUUUCUUAGGGAACUUCACUUGGAGGACAAUAAUAUUUCUGCUUUACAUCCACAAUAUUUUCCCAGUCAGUCGACUGAAUUUAAACAACUUUUUCUAGAUGGCAAUAAGUUUUUCGAUUUCCCAACAGCAGUAUUUGAUCUGCGACUACUGGAGAAAAUAAGUGUAAGAAAUUCAAAUAUAAGAUUUCAAAACUUCAGCCGAACCAUGCUGAAUCUAAAAUGGGAGUCAACACCGGAAGAUGGAAAUGAUCCACACAGUUCCUUGAAGAACUCAAAUUCGGAAACAAGACAGCAAACCGAUAUAGGUCACAAAGUCAUAUUAGACUUUACUGGAAACAAAAUUGAAAAUCUCCGCUUACCGUGGUACGACAUCAAAAGUUUCAAAGACAAAGAUACAGAAAAACUACACAAAAAUCUCUUGUUCUUCUUCCAAUCGUUUCAGAUUCUGCUGGUGAACAACCCUCUUCGUUGUGAUUGCGGAAUAAACCAAAUAUCUAAAGUAGUAAAUCAUUUCUUAAACGAGAAAUUGAUUGGAGAGGAUAUAUAUUUCAAUGCGUGGAAAUGUUUCUGGCCUUCUGAAUUUCAAAACCGUCCACUUUUAGAAAUAAAGGAGGAAGACACAUAUUGUGAGAAAAAUAUGUCCUUGUGUCCGACUAAUUGUACAUGCUAUAAACGAUCAGUAACUGAAAUAAAUAUUAUAGACUGUCGGGAUCGUGGUUACCGUUCUUUACCCGAAAAAUUGCCAUCUGGUACUUUAGAUCUUUGGUUUGACAAAAACAAUAUAACUUAUUUAAAUAGUAGAGAAUAUUUAAACAGGGUUAGAACAUUGAACCUUUCUAGUAAUAAUAUUGCAAAGAUAGACGUUGCUGUAUUCCAGCAAAUGAAAAAUAUUCGAGAACUCUUUUUGAAUUCCAACUUUCUUGUUUCUUUGCCUGCUGCUACUCAGGAAUAUUUUUCAGGAUCUAUUUAUCUAGAAGAUAAUCCAUUCAAAUGUGAUUGUAACACAAUGUGGUUAAAACAAUGGAUGACACAACGAGCAGAUAUAGUGGUCGACUCCCAGAAAGUUACGUGUAAUGUUGAUGAAAAAGACGGGGAAGGACAGAAAUUGAUUUUUGUACCAGAUAGUGAUUUUAUCUGUUUGGAGGACUUUGAUUCCUACAAUAAGGUCUUUAUUCCUACAGUUGUGUGCUCCGUUUUGCUGGUAGUACUGAUAGUAACCGUGUCCGUCUUAUACAUCUAUAGACUGGAAGUAAAAGUUCUGCUAUAUGUCUACCUUGGAUUUCAUCCCUUCGAUCAGGACAAAGAUUGUAAAGAAGUCAUUGACGUGUUAGUCGUACAUUCUCCUAAUAUAACGGACUGGGUCAUGGAAAAUAUUGUCGAGUAUUUGGAGUUCUGUAAUUCACAUUAUUUGGUUUGUGAAAUGAUGAGAGAUUUUGUUGCAGGGUUCUCAUAUCAGGAAAACAUUGCAACUUUAGUUAAACAUAGUAAAAGAAUAAUAAUAGUGCUAUCGAAAGAAAUACUGAAUGACGAUAUUUUAAAAAUUGCGUGGAACGAGACAAAAGAAAAAAUUAAAGCACAGAAGACCAAUUAUGCUAUUGUUGUUUCAUAUGUUGUAAAUCUAAAAGAAAUCCAAAGCAAAGAGUUAAAGCAAUAUGUGAAGGGAGGACGGCAUAUUGAUGCUUCGCUAAGCCUCUUUCAGGAAAAGCUCCUGUAUUGUAUGCCACAAUUGAAAGAUGAUGAAACAAGAAUCAAAAGUUUACCUGAUUUAAAAUAUCUAAUUCAGCACAUGUAUGGAAGUGAUAAUCUCAACGCCGAAAUGUAUGAACGUCAUGCUUUUGUAUCUUAUGGUGAGAGUAAAAUGGGUUAUGUAAUGAAUGAAUUGAGGCCUAUAUUGGAGGACAAUGGAUUUACACUUUGCCUCCCUGACAGGGACUUUAUUCCCGGGGCACCAAAGGAAGAAAACGUACUAAAAGCCAUCGACAACUGUCUUCAUACAAUUUUUCUCUUGUCUGGAGAACAGUUAGACAAUGAGUGGUCAAUAUUCACGUUCCGAUCUGCCAGUGAAAAGUCAAUGCGGGAGAAAUGCAACCAUUUAAUUGUUGUUCUUUUGGAUGACGUUAACUUGGAUACCAUGUGUGAAGAGGUUAAAACCUAUGUAAAUACUCAUGUGUCUCUAAGGGUUAACGAAAAAGGAUUUAUCAAACGGUUACUCAACGCUUUGCCUGACGCUGAAGAUCACGAACUUUACAUCAGAAAUGAUGAAAAUAAUUUUGUCAAUUUUGAAAACCUGCAGGAGAAGAUGGGAGAUAAUUUCACAGAAACUGCUCCUGAUAUCAUAGAACCCGAAGUGAGAAUGAAUGGGGAUGUGAACAGGAAUAAUGGAAAAAAAAAUGGUUAUGUUCAUCUAUCUGAUAUUCAUCUGGAUAAGUCUCUUUACUAUUAUAACAACAAAGCUUUUGAAGGAGACAGAACGGCUGUUACAGACAUAAACGAAAAGGAAAAUUAAGGGUGGAAAAUAUGUGCAGGAGAAAAUCAAAUCCAUUUCAGUUGAUUUGACAACUUUUUUUUAC
Molecule: messenger RNA, 3766 nt
Organism: Saccostrea echinata
Lineage: Eukaryota; Metazoa; Mollusca; Bivalvia; Ostreida; Ostreidae
Product: protein toll-like
Exons: 1
Coding region: 1-3702 (1233 amino acids)
Biological process (GO): toll-like receptor signaling pathway; immune response
Cellular component (GO): membrane
Molecular function (GO): protein binding; transmembrane signaling receptor activity
Source: RefSeq, a predicted model, not a curated record